Eruca vesicaria subsp. sativa (arugula) is the source of this 903-nucleotide messenger RNA. The record is from the annotation of a GenBank genome assembly. Lineage: Eukaryota; Viridiplantae; Streptophyta; Magnoliopsida; Brassicales; Brassicaceae.
AUGAACACCAAUGCUUCCAACGAAACUAUCCACACUACAACUGCCCAUCUCUCAGCUGACGACAAUUCGAUGGACACUGGUCUGAGCACUGAUGAACUCAAUCCCACAAAGCAGGCUGUGGAUGCUGUGGAAUACGACUCAAAAGAUGUCCACAUCCCACCGCUCCACGACACCAAAUCUGUGCACCAUCAGCCUCAGUCUCCUAUAACAAGUCAGAAUGAGACCGCAAUGAACCUGACAACGAUAUCCAGACAACUCCCGUCCCCCCCCCCCAUUCAUAAGACCUCGGAGACUCGUACUUUCGGGGCACUAUACCCGGGACAGUGGGACCCACCGUCUAAAAUCUACGAUAAAGCUGAUCACCCAGACAGCCCCGAGAUUAAUCACCUACUAUAUUAUGGUCUCAGGAUUUACGAAAAAACGGAUGUUAGCCCAGAGCCACCACUAUCGACAGGAAAAAGGGCGUGGUUGUCUCCACUACCUUUCACUCCACUCACAUCACCUGUCAAGAGCAAUGAAAGUGGUCUUGGUUUCGCGAGCCACACAACAACACCCAAUGCGUUUAAAGCCACAGCUUCCUCGAACUCGCCACCUGCCAUCGGACGUCCCACUUUUGCUAAUGAGAAUCAGGCUGCCGAGGAUCCCUUCGUCGAUCUCACAACAUCUAAAGACCCACCGAGAUACGUUCCAUCUACGCUCGAAAACUUUCUCGCUAAAGAAUUUUUCAGCUCUCCACUGAUUCCGGCUUUGGAUCUCAUCAACCCACUCCCAGAGAAGGAAUGGGACCUUUUCCAUAGCAUUCUCAAAACCCACAUCGAUGUGAAAGAUUUACUAACAGCAUCUCAGUUAUUUCGUGUGUCACAAGAUUUAGCAAUGUGGUCUUAUUCCCAUCCCUUCAUUUAA